CGGGGCUGGGCCGCCUCGGCGGGGCAGUGCGGAGCGCCGGGGAUGCGGAGCGGCCGGGCCCCGGGCAGAUGAUGGCGAUACGCGAGCUGAAAGUGUGUCUGCUUGGAGAUACUGGGGUUGGGAAAUCGAGCAUCGUUUGUCGGUUUGUCCAGGACCACUUUGAUCAUAAUAUCAGUCCUACUAUUGGAGCAUCCUUCAUGACUAAAACUGUGCCAUGUGGGAAUGAGCUUCAUAAAUUUCUGAUCUGGGACACAGCUGGUCAGGAACGGUUUCAUUCCUUGGCUCCAAUGUACUACCGAGGUUCAGCAGCAGCCGUGAUAGUGUAUGAUAUCACCAAACAGGAUUCAUUUCAUACUUUGAAAAAAUGGGUGAAAGAGCUAAAAGAACAUGGUCCUGAAAACAUUGUAAUGGCCAUCGCUGGAAACAAAUGUGAUCUUUCUGAUAUCAGGGAGGUUCCUAUGAAGGAUGCCAAAGAAUAUGCAGAAUCUAUAGGUGCAAUUGUUGUUGAAACCAGUGCAAAGAAUGCUGUUAACAUUGAAGAGCUUUUUCAAGGAAUAAGUCAGCAAAUUCCACCCUUAGAUCCUCAUGAAAACAGUAACAAUGGAGCAAUCAAACUUGGAAGGCAGACUUCACAGACGGGUAGGCGGUGCUGCUGACCCAACUUGAUCUUUUUAGAUUUACUUGAAAAACAGCACCAUUUGCUUUUUUUUUUCACUGAGAAAGGACUUUGUGAUCUCAGUGACGUGGCUCCUUAUCUUGAAAGCAGUAAUUUCAAUACUUCCCAUGAGCAAUAACGCAAGGACCAGAAGCAGAAGGCUUUACUUCAAAGGGAUUUUGCAAAACUCAGUUGGAAAAUCCUCUCUAAUAUCCUGUCAAAAUUACAAUGUCUAAGUACUUCAAUUCUCUGUUUAAAGCAGUGACUGUUUUUUUUUUUAAUAAAAAAGAUCAGUUUUUAAAUAAAAUUUAGGUUUGCUGCAAAAACUUAUCUUCUUACAUUUGCAAAGUGGACGUGGCAUGUUUUUAGAGUUUUCUUUGUAAUAAUAGGGUGAAAAAAAUCCCAUAAACCCUGAAUUUUGGCUUACAGUUUCUCUGCCAUCUUUUUAGCUGGACUCUGCUUCACGAUUUUUCUAAAUCUGCAGCUUCCUCUCCUGAUGUUUCUGUAAACAUCAGCAAGAAGUGGACUGAAUUUGCUAACUGAAGAAAAAAAGGAUCCAAAUGAUGAGUGAAUGCAGUUUUUAUGGACUGGAAGUCAAAAUCUGUGUCAGGAAGUGCUGUGUAUGUAGAAGAAGGAGUUGUCAUGAAGGAAAGUGCUGGACCCCAUACAGUUCCAGUGUGCUCCAGAAAGAAGUGAAAAUGCAGCCACUAUGUAGAGUGGAAUGAUUCCCUCUGCAGAGUGUGGGUUUCAAUAGUUGCUGAAAAUGUAAAAAGAGCAUAAAUACAGGCUUAAUAUCCACUGCUUACCAGGGUUCCUCCAGAUCUGUGCCCCAGACCAAAGUUGUCUGUGUUCAAAGUUGUGUAUUCCUUGGUUUCUAAAAGAGGGUGCCACAGUGCCCCACUCCUUGUAGUCUCACUGCUCCAAGAGGUAUUUGAGUUCAAAGAACGAUGUUUCUGUACAAAAAAACUGCACAAGAGAGCACAAUAUUAUUUGGGGUUAGAGGCUGGAAUCUAAAAACAAAUGUGAAUGUUUGCUUACAGAUGUAAUUCCCUGAAUUUGUGGAGUACACAAUUCUCAGUUGUGUAGGGAUAUGGUGUGGAAGGCAUACUAUGUAAUAUCUUUGAAGUGUGAUGUACUUGGAAAUGCAGUGGAGGGAAGAAUUCCUACAGAGGGUUAUGAAGUAGAAAUAAUGUAAAACUGUAUGUGUUUUCAACUUUGAUCUUUUAUGAAUGUGUGUGACUGAGAUGAUAAAAUCCAAAUUUAUCUUCUUCAUCAAUUUCAUUGGAAGUGGGAAUUGGAGUAAGAAAUGCUCUAUUCAAAACCAGAGCCCAGCCUGAAUUCCACAACAUUAAUUUGUUCUCUUAUGAGGAAAAUUAUCGCCACUGCACAUUUUCAGGAGGGUUAUGAAAAGCAAACAAAAGGGAAAAAUAACUUUCCACAAUAAAUCAUGAGCAGGCAGCCUAGAGCGUCGUUUCCGUGUUGAUACAUAGAAAACCAGACCUUAUUGGCUGGUUGUGAGAUUGCUUAGAUAAAAUGUCACUAAUUGUUAGGGCUUGAAACAGAGCCAGAUAAAAUCAACAGGAACAUUUUGUCUCCAGAGGAUUUGGAGUAGCAUAGGUGGGAAAUAUCCCUCUGCAUUUUAUCUAAAAGCCUAUGCUGUUUU
Motacilla alba alba is the source of this 2318-nucleotide messenger RNA. It is a transcript of the gene RAB31, whose product is annotated as RAB31, member RAS oncogene family. The record is from RefSeq and is a predicted model, not a curated record. The transcript is spliced from 7 exons. Gene Ontology annotation, molecular function: GTP binding; GTPase activity. Lineage: Eukaryota; Metazoa; Chordata; Aves; Passeriformes; Motacillidae. The coding region runs from base 69 to 656 and encodes 195 amino acids.